CACGAUGGAGACGGGCGGCUGCCGCAUGAGCGGCGCGGAGCCGAGCGGCCCGGCCGCCAUCACGCUGGAGGAUCUGGACGGCGUGGCGGAGGAGAGCGCCGACUCGGCGUACCACAGCCACGGCAGCAGCCUGGAGGAGGAGGGGGCCGAGCGCAUGGACGACGAGGAGCAGGAGCGGCUGCUGAACUACUGGCAGAGCGUGGGCAGGGGGCACCAGGUGGACGUGCCCCGCGAUAUGGCAGAGCCCAUCCAGCAGCUGACCCGGAACAACAGCCCCCAGGAGAGGCAGAGCAUCCCAUUCACCCUCAUCCAGCGCAAGGAAAAGCUCGGAGACCUGCUGUACGAAAAGCGUCAGUAUGGGAAGGCCAAGUGGGCCUGCAUAAAGAUGAAGGAGAAGCAGUACGAGCAGAGCAUCUGCCUGGGCUUCAUGAAGCUCAUGAGGUACAUCUGUGAGCAGAACUCCUCAGGGCUGUACCUGGGGAUAACCAUCCCCAUUGUGACCAUCGUCCACACCAACGAGUCUCAGUCGGAGAUGAGGCAGGCGGUGACGGUGGCAUACUACCUGCCCGAGGUGCUGCAGGAUCAGCCUCCUCAUCCUUUUGACUCCGACAUCAUCAUUGAAGAAUGGCCUUCUACUAUUGUUUAUAGCAGGAGCUUCAGAGGAAUCACCAACGAAGACUCAAUCAUGAGAGAAAUAAACCUGCUGGCGGAAAUCCUGGAGAGCCCCGAGCUGUGCCUGCAGGACACGUUCAUCAUCGCCGGCUACACAAACCCCGCUGCUGCCAACAGACACAACGAGAUCUGGUUCCUGCAGAGGCCAUAGCCUCCUGCUCCUGGUGCUCAGCCCCCCCAGAACCAGUCCUGACCUGCUGGCACCAUCCCACCUCUGGACGGGGCAGGACUGGCUGUGAGAGCCCGGGAAUCGCAGAGCGGUGGCUGGCAGCACAGCGCAAUCACUGCAGCUCGGCGAGCACACAGAGGUAACGCCUGGCACCGACAUCAUUUCCUAUGUCAACUUCUACAAUUUAUCAACAGUCAUCACAGAGAUUUUUAGCACUACAAAGAGCAGUUCACCCUAUUUAUUUUUCCCUCUAUCAGAUAAGGGAGACAGAGCCCUCCCCCAUCCCAUCCCUAGGGCAGAUCCCCAGCACCAGCUGCAGCCGCUGCCAGCAGGACACAGCACAGCACCAAGCCCACCUCCUGAAAUACAAACACCAGGUCUUCAUUUCUAAAGAGACUGCUCAGAUUUAGGGACCAGAGCAAGGAGCGAGGCCCAGCCUGUUCUGACCCCCUCUCUUGUGCAGCAGAGGCUCUCAGUGCUAACCUCAAAAAGCAUUCAACCAAAGUAACUUCAACCUCGUGAAGAGACCAAAAAGGCAGAACAGCACUAAUGCUCACUGAAAUUUGAGGGGAAAAGUUACAGUUCACCUCAUUGACACACUUACAGCCCCAUGACCCUACUUAGCACUCCUAAAUAGAAAGUGCUCGCUCUCAAUUCUUUUAGAAGUGUUUUCUGAGCACUUUUUCCUUUAGGCUUUGCAGAACGCUGCAGUGCUGCCACUGAAGCCACCUGUUGGCUGCUCCCCACAUCUCCCAGCAGUACCACCAAGGUUCAGAACCACCUCAGCCAGAAAUGCCCUCUGGCACGGCAGCUCCGAGCCCCAUGCAGUCGCUCAGAGCAUCCCUUCUGGCUGGGCUGCCCCCACCUCUCCAGGCUCUGUCCCAGCCCCUGACCACUCUCACUGUGACAGUCCCUUCCUGAUUUCUGACUUCCCACAUCUCAGCUUGUUUCCUUCAGCCACAUCCUUAGGGCAGCUCCUGCACGCAGCUGAGCACCCCCACAAAGCCCAGCUGCGUGUGGGGCUGGGGGCUGCACCCACAGUUACAGCACCUGACACUUUAGCAUUGGGUUAGCAGAUGGCUUUGCUCUCAGAAAUCCCUCCUUAAUGUCUCCCCUUACCUGAUAAUGGAAUAUAGGACUUAAUUAGUACCUUUUAAUACAAAAUUUAACAAAGCUUGUCACCAGUUAUUUGUCAGUUACCAGAGCGAUGCUUCAUAGAGAGCUUUGUGUUCUCCAGCUGCAACACACAGCGUGAAGCCCAGUGCUGGGUGUGCAGUGCUGACAGGUCAGGAGGGCUGAAGGGGUUCUGGGGCAAUGCCACCCCCACAGACCCUGCUGGAAGCGCCAGCAUCAAUGCAGAAGCUAACAAACUAAUGGAAAAUAACUUUUCUAAAGCUGACCUGAGUUUAGAGCCCAGGGAGGCAUGAAAUGAUAAGCUUUGCUCCUCUCACGCCCUUGUUCCCCCACCCCCUCCAGCAAUACAGCAAAUAAAAAACAGAUUUCCACCUUUGACAAGAUUUGUCAAAUUAAAUUUUGCCAGUGACAGAAGCACCCAAGGAGGCUGUGGAUGCCCCAGCCCUGCAGGCAUUCAAGGCCAGGCUGGAUGUGGCUCUGGGCAGCCUGGGCUGCUGGUUGGCCACCUGCACACAGCAGGGCUUGGAGCUGGAUGAGCACUGUGCUCCUGUGCAACCCAGGCCACGCUGUGGUUCUGGCACAUCAAACACAAAGUACCCAUUGGAAGCAGUUAACCCUCUCACCACAAAGCAUUGGUUUGUACAUAUUUUAUACUUCAAAUGCCUUUUGUUUGCUGCUAUCAUGUCUCUUUCCAUAGGCAGCCCUCACCGAAACACUUCUGUGGCUCAGCUACUUGUGGGUAUGUCACAGAAACACCUUGUUACCAAACACACAGCACCUGCUGAGCGUGCUGGCAAUACCUGCAGCGAGUGCUCAGUGUUGUUCAAUGUAAAACUGUGAAGUCUGGGGUAGUAGUGAUGCUGACUUAGGUUAGGCUGCUUCUGCUGCUGAGAAAGAACCAACAAAUCCUAAUUUGAAGAUAUGGAACACUUCUGUGAAUGGCCCCCCGAGGCACAGAGCUGCGUUUGCUCAUUGCCACCACGAGAUCAGCCUCACAGUCAGUCCCUGAAGGCCAAGGAGGUGUUACAGGGACUCAGAUGGAUCAUCUCCAAGUCCCACACGAGUCCCUAACCCCUGUUAUUGGAACAGGCACUGCAUUAUUCACCUGCAGCUCUGCUUUGUAAGCUCUUAAUUAAAGGACUGUCAUUUUUAAUUAGAAGCAUUUGAUUUCCGCUAUCCAAAGGCGAUAGUAAAACAGAUUCCCCCCUAUUUCUGGAAGAUUAAAUGCUGUAGCCUUAACAGAUGAACGCUGUCCCGCAUACUGCGUGUUUUCCACACAAGUGUUAGUGCCUAAAACGUCUGUUCCAGCUUUGUGACGCCCAGGGCCUUGCUUACUGUGUGCAUCCAAGUGCAAGCAUCGGCAAGCUGCGCUGUUUUACGCUGCCCUUUGUUUUUACUUCUGUGUUGUCUUGUUUACUGUUACCGAUUCUCAAAGUAAAGGUGAUGAUUUUAUUGUGCGCAGAG
Molecule: messenger RNA, 3439 nt
Organism: Tympanuchus pallidicinctus (lesser prairie-chicken)
Lineage: Eukaryota; Metazoa; Chordata; Aves; Galliformes; Phasianidae
Product: heme-binding protein 2-like
Exons: 5
Coding region: 5-823 (272 amino acids)
Source: RefSeq, a predicted model, not a curated record